AAGUGCGUGUGGGCGGGGCUUAAUCAUCAUAAGGGAAGGUUGUUUGUCUCACCUGAGCAGUGACACACACAUUCACUAAAACAGGACGUGUUCACAGGUGUAUCAACAGAAUGUCGUCGAAGCACAACGGGAGUCCUCCGCCCUAUGAUUAUGGAGAAGAGAGAUAUAACGUUGCUCCGCAGCCGGCGUACUCCUACUUUCCUGACGAUGAGUUCCAGCAUUUCUACCGCUGGACGUCUCCGCCGGGCAUCAUAAAGAUCAUGUGUGUACUAUCCAUCAUCUUCUGCGUGGGCAUCUUUGUCUGUGUGGCUUCCACUUUGGCCUGGGAUACCAAUGCAGGAGCUGCUGGAUUCGGCACUAACGGAGGAUCCUAUGCAGGCAGCUCCUAUGGCAGCUCCUAUGGCAGCUUUGGGGGUACGGGCUACGGAAUGGGCUCUGGAUAUGGGACAGGCUUUGGUUAUGGAAUUCUAGGCUCUCAGAACGACCCAAGGCAGGGGAAGGGCUUUAUGAUUGCCAUGGCGAUCAUCACCUUCAUCGCCCUGAUGGUCAUCUUCAUCAUGGUCAUCUCGCACCAGAGAGUGUGCCAGGGCAGGAAGUUUUACCUGUCCGUCAUCAUUGUCAGCGCCCUCUUGGCAUUCUUCAUGUUCAUCGCCACCAUUGUGUACCUGGUGACGGUUUACCCUAUGGCACAGACGUCCGGGUCGGUGCAGUUCAAUCAAGUGUACGCCAUGUGCGGCUCUUUCCAGAACUCUCAGAUGUCCGGUGCGUUUGUCAACCAGUAUCUGUACCAUUACUGCGUGGUGGACCCUCAAGAGGCUAUCGCUCUAGUUUUGGACUUUGUUGUCAUCGCGGCUCUCAUCAUCAUCAUGGUCUUCGCCAUUAAAACUCGUCAAAGAAUCAACAAUUAUGGGAAGGACAACAUCUUAUGGCGCCGUGUAAAAGAAAUCGAUGACCAAAACUCACCGCAGGAUGUGGAGGACUGGGUAAAUAAUGUGAAUGGAGCCCCUGAUGGUCUGCUGGCUGACUAUCCUGUCAAGUUUGGCUCCAGAAACGAUCUGGAUGACAACAGCACAAGUUACGAUAAACCUCCACCCAGUGAAAGUCCCGUGGAGAUUCAGAAGGAGCUGCCCGUCCGUAAUUCCGUCCCCAUGAGCAGCGGCUCUGAGAUGAACAGCUCUGUAGGUCGUCCCAAGAAGAGGCGUGCUGGACGUCCACGCACCGCUGACGGUCGCGAUUACGACGCGGACUAUGCUUCUUCAGGAGACGAGCUGGACGAUGAGGACUUCUUCAGUGAAUUUCCUCCCAUUGUGAAUACUCAAGAGAGAGACGAUUACAAACACCUCUUUGACCAAGACCACCAAGAGUACAAGGACCUGCAGGCGGAGAUGGACCAGAUCAACAGGCGUCUGGCGGAGGUGGACAGAGAACUGGACGGCCUCCAGGAGGGAAGCCCGCAGUUCCUGGACGCCAUGGACGAGUACAACGCGAUCCAAGACCAAAAGAGGAGCGGCGAUUACAAGCAGAAGAAGAAGCGGUGCAAAUACCUGAAGGCCAAACUCAACCACAUCAAGAAGAUGGUCAGCGAUUACGACCGCAGAUCCUGAAGGUCAGAGACGGACAGUAUUGAGAGCGCUCCUGUCCAGGCCUGAGUGCCUUCAUGGACAUUUACUAUUCAGAUGUGUGUUGAUCGUUGCAGUAUCUUCAUCGAAUCCUCCUUUAGACUAUAUUAAGAUGCUUCGUUAUUGUUCUUAAUGUGCCUCAUUAGCUGUUACAGUCGUUUCAGUUUAGUGUUUGUCUGUUUUUUAGAUAUAGAUAUAGAUAUUAAGUGGUUUCUUAAUGGGUACCGUGACCGUGCCAAAUCAUUUUAAAUGUUGGGGUGUUUUGAAAUCUCGAUGUUAAUCGUGUUGGUCGUAAAUUAAGCAGUGAUUGGUUACAGCUCGUCUUUUAAACUGUAUUUAUGUCGACUUUUUGACAUGCUGGUAUGUAAAUAUGUAAAUUAAACCUUUUGAUUUGUCCUUUCGUUCGCUUCAAUGAAAUCAUUUUUUAUUGCCGUCAUAUAACUAUAAGCGUUUACCAGCAUGUUAAGAGUGUGUGUUUAUUAGAAGUGUCGCAUAAAUCAACGACGUCUUAUUAAUAGUAGUUUCUUUUAGUAAUGAACUUUAAAUUUUAGCAACAACAACUGCAGUGGACGGCAUGUCGGAGUGGACAAGUGUCUUUUUAUUACUAUAUUUAGUUUGUUAAUGUCUUGAUGCUUCAAAUUCUGUCACUUUUAUAAUAAAAACGUUAACUAUA
This is a messenger RNA of Danio aesculapii, 2292 nucleotides long. RefSeq names its product occludin-like. Gene Ontology annotation, cellular component: cytoplasmic vesicle; bicellular tight junction; apical plasma membrane. Gene Ontology annotation, biological process: bicellular tight junction assembly. The record is from RefSeq and is a predicted model, not a curated record. NCBI's taxonomy places the organism in Eukaryota, Metazoa, Chordata, Actinopteri, Cypriniformes, Danionidae. The transcript is spliced from 9 exons. The coding region runs from base 111 to 1604 and encodes 497 amino acids.